AUGCCAAAAUCAAAACGUGAAGUAGAUGUGUCAUUAACUCGGGUAAAGAAAAAAACGAAGGAAAAGAAGAUCAAGUUGGUUAAUGAAAUACGAAAAUGUGUGGAUACAUACGACCAUUUAUUUCUUUUCAAAAUUGAAAACAUGCGCUCUACUAAAUUUAUUGAAAUUCGGCAAAAAUAUAAGAAUAAUUCACAUUUUUUCUAUGGCAAAAAUAAUGUUAUGGCAAUUGCGCUGGGCAAAACUUCAUCCACAGAAUAUGCGCGCGAAUUGAACAAGAUCAGUGGUUUGUUGAAAGGAGAAUGUGGGUUAAUGUUUACAAAUGAUGAUCAUGAUAGUGUUAAAAAAUAUUUCGAUGAACUGUAUAUGUCAGAUUUUGCUCGAUGUGGUCAAACUGCAAUUAGUACUGUUGAGCUAUGUGAGGGACCGUUAACGCAAUUUCCGUUUUCUCUAGAACCACAGCUCAGGAAGCUUGGCUUGCCAACUAAAUUGGAGAAAGGUAUAGUGACAUUGAUAUCUCAUUACGUUGUUUGCAAAGACGGUGAUAAAUUAACCGCUGAUCAGUGCAGGUUAUUGAAACUUCUUGGUUACAAGAUGUCUACAUUUCAUGUAAAACUUUCUGCUCAUUGGUGCAAGCGCACGGGUUUCACUUACAUUACCUAA
This is a messenger RNA of Brugia malayi, 660 nucleotides long. Its product is annotated as ribosomal protein L10 domain containing protein. Gene Ontology annotation, cellular component: preribosome, large subunit precursor; nucleolus. Gene Ontology annotation, molecular function: RNA binding. NCBI's taxonomy places the organism in Eukaryota, Metazoa, Nematoda, Chromadorea, Rhabditida, Onchocercidae. The coding region runs from base 1 to 660 and encodes 219 amino acids. The record is from RefSeq and is a predicted model, not a curated record. Gene Ontology annotation, biological process: nuclear-transcribed mRNA catabolic process; ribosomal large subunit assembly; ribosomal large subunit biogenesis. The transcript has 6 exons.